AUGGCUGCCUAUAUUCCCCGUGCAGAGCCUCCUGUUGAGGAUGUUCACGCUGAUUCGCGUUCAGUAUCGGACGAGUCCGACUCUAGCAACGAGGAGGGCUGGGAGGAUGUUGAGGCCGAUGACGAGACACAGCCUGUUGUCGAUCUCUUCUCAGCUGAGGUCUUCCCUGAUGUGCGCUCUUUGCUUAAGCAGUGCAAGGAGAAGCACCAGUUCGACCUGUUGAAGAUUCAAAAGGAUCUUGACUUGGAUUUCUUGGACACCAUCAAGCUGGUCAACUACGUUCGUUCCGAAGUCAAGGCCGGAAACCGUACCCCCGAUGUCAGCUCCAAGUCCAAAUUCGAGGACGACUUGUACUUGAAGCCGGUGCUGGAGGAUGAUGCACUUCUGUACAGUCUGGAUGACAUCGCCGAGGAGGAGGGCGAAGAGACAGUUCCUGGAACUGAGGCAGAGCGCCGUGUUCAGGAGCUUCAGGAGGACCUCGAAAGACUCCAGAAUCAGUUCUCCGAAUACAGGCUCGCUGUGCAGAAGUCUAUGGAAGACCAAUUGAACAAGGAGGAUGAGUCUCUUGGCGCGAGUGCUCCCGCUGGCAAGGCCUCCGGAUCUAAGGCCCAGGAGGUUGACGAAGACUAUUUUGCAUCUUACGCUUACAACGGAAUCCACGAGUCCAUGCUGAAGGAUGCUAUUCGCACUGAUGCUUACCGUGAUUUCGUCUACGAGAACAAGCAUCUUUUCAAGGACAAGGUUGUUCUGGAUGUUGGCUGUGGAACUGGCAUCUUGUCCAUGUUCUGUGCCAAGGCUGGCGCAAAGAAGGUCAUCUCAGUUGACAACUCAAACAUCAUUGACCGUGCUAAGGAGAUCGUCUUCGACAAUGAGUUCGGAGAUGUUAUCACCUUGGUUCGUGGCAAGAUUGAGGAGGUCACUUUGCCUGUCGACAAGGUCGACAUCAUCAUCUCCGAAUGGAUGGGUUAUGCCCUGCUUUUCGAGUGCAUGUUUGACUCUGUCAUCUACGCACGAGACCGCUACCUCGCUCCCGGUGGCUUGAUGGUUCCUUCCCACGCGACCCUGCGUAUUGCUCCUUACGCUGACCCAGACUUCAUGGCUUCGCACAUCUCUUUCUGGGAGAACGUUUAUGGUUUCAAGAUGACCAGCAUGCUGUUGAAGAUUUAUGAUGAAGCCCUUGUCCGUAGCAUUCCGUCUUCCACUAUUGCCGCAGACUCAUCGAUCUUCUUGCCAUUGCCUCUUCACAGCAUUACCGUUGAUGAGCUGAGCUUCUUGAAGGAGUUCCAGGUCACUCUCAACCAAGACAUCGAUGCUCUCGAUGGUUGGGCGAUCUGGUUCGAUAUCUUCUUCAUGCCUUCAAAGGACUCUCCCAUUCCCGAAAACGCUGUUCCCGCCGACAUGCAAAAGAAGGGAUUCGUCGCAUUCACUACCGGACCCGAUGGCACCGAGACUCACUGGCAGCAGACUAUUGCCUUGAUUGACCACGGAAAGCACAAGGCCCAGCCUUUGAAGAAGGGCGAGGUCAUUUCUGGUAAGAUCGGCUACCAGAAGCGGGACCAGGAGGGCUCUCGUGGUUUGAACAUCGACAUUCAGUGGCAAGGUCAAACUGCCAAGGGCGACCAGAAGUGGUCCCUUCAGUAA
Messenger RNA from Penicillium malachiteum, 1641 nucleotides. RefSeq names its product protein arginine methyltransferase RmtB. The record is from RefSeq and is a predicted model, not a curated record. Bases 1 to 1641 code for a protein of 546 amino acids. Gene Ontology annotation, cellular component: nucleus. Gene Ontology annotation, biological process: peptidyl-arginine methylation. Gene Ontology annotation, molecular function: protein-arginine N-methyltransferase activity. The transcript has 4 exons. Lineage: Eukaryota; Fungi; Ascomycota; Eurotiomycetes; Eurotiales; Aspergillaceae.